GGAAAAUGCGCUCUGUUGGAGAGACUUUCUUAAUCGAUUCCAGCUGGCCAAGUGCCUCACCAGGAAGCGUAAACAAUGAGGUACUGCUCGUCUAUAAACAGGCUCAUAUUAUCAGGAAACUUGUGGAUGUCUGAAUCCGGACUUGACGAGGGGGAAAGGAUGGUGGGUAUUGAUGCUUGUGACGGAGAAGGUCCCCCCUCUUUUAAUUUUGUUUAAGUCAGAGGGAGGUUGAUCUCAGUAUAUCCGACAGGGUGGACAAACUGUUCUAAAAUGAAGUUUGGAAAAAAGAGCAUUUGCAUUCUAAACGUGGGUGGCACAAAAUACGCGUUUCCCAGGGACGUUAUCAAGGAUUUUCCUCUGAGAAGAGUGAGUCGUCUGCACAGCUGCGCCUCCGAGAAAGAAGUGCUGGAAGUCUGCGAUGACUACGAUCGGGAACGGAACGAGUUUUUCUUCGACAGACACUCCGAGGCUUUCGGUUUCAUUAUGCUGUACGUGAAGUAUGGCAAGCUCAGGUUUGUUCCACAGAUGUGCGAGUUGUCGUUCUAUAACGAAAUGAUCUACUGGGGGCUGGAGAGCUCCCACUUGGAGUUCUGCUGCCAGCGGCGGCUGGAUGACAGGAUGUCCGACACGUAUACCUACUUCUCAGAGGAGGACACCAAAGUUGAAGAUGAUUUAAGAGGCGAAGACGUGCCGGAGAACUCCGCCGGCACUGGAAGCGCCAAGUGGCUGGAAAGAAUGAGACGGACUUUUGAGGAGCCAACCUCUUCCAUCGCAGCCCAGAUUCUGGCCUCGGUCUCUGUAAUUUUCGUGAUAGUGUCGAUGGUAUUACUUUGCGCGAGCACACUACCUGACUGGAAAACUGCCGAGAACAACAGCGUGGAGGAGCACAGGUACACAGAGAGUUUAGAGCAUCCAUCGGGGGUCAUCGAGGCGGUCUGCAUCGGCUGGUUCACGGCGGAGUGCAUAGUGCGCUUCAUCGUGUCCAAGGACAAGUGCGAGUUCGUGCGGCGGCCGCUCAACAUCAUCGACCUGCUGGCCAUCACGCCGUACUACGUGUCGGUGCUGAUGACGGUGCUGACGGGCGAGAACUCGCAGCUGCAGCGGGCCGGCGUCACCCUGCGCGUGCUGCGCAUGAUGCGCAUCUUCUGGGUCAUCAAGCUGGCGCGGCACUUCCUCGGCCUGCAGACUCUGGGGCUGACGCUGAAGCGCUGCUACCGCGAGAUGGUGAUGCUGCUGGUGUUCAUCUGCGUGGCCAUGGCCAUUUUCGGGGCGCUGGCCCAGCUGCUGGAGCACGGGCUGGACCUGGAGAUGGGCAACGAGGACUACGCCAGCAUCCCGGCCGCCUGCUGGUGGGUUAUUAUCUCCAUGACGACCGUCGGCUAUGGAGACAUGUACCCCAUCACCACGCCCGGGCGCGUGCUGGGCGGCCUGUGUGUGGUGAGCGGCAUCGUGCUGCUGGCUCUGCCCAUCACCUUCAUCUACCACAGCUUCGUGCAGUGCUACCACGAGCUCAAGUUCCGCUCGGCCCGAUGCACCCGCAGCCUGUCCGCCGAGUUCCUCAACUGACCCGCUCCCGCUC
Conger conger (European conger) is the source of this 1579-nucleotide messenger RNA. Its product is annotated as potassium voltage-gated channel subfamily G member 3-like. Lineage: Eukaryota; Metazoa; Chordata; Actinopteri; Anguilliformes; Congridae. The coding region runs from base 271 to 1566 and encodes 431 amino acids. Gene Ontology annotation, molecular function: delayed rectifier potassium channel activity. Gene Ontology annotation, biological process: protein homooligomerization; potassium ion transmembrane transport. The transcript has 2 exons. The record is from RefSeq and is a predicted model, not a curated record. Gene Ontology annotation, cellular component: membrane; voltage-gated potassium channel complex.